GACAAAAGACCGAGGAUGGGUUGUGACUUGUGACGGGGGGCACUGGGCGAUGUGCCAAGGGCGUAAAAGGGCACGGCACUUGCCCGAUCAGGUUUGAGCAAACCAAGGUUCCUCUCUCUCUCUCAUAUUGGCCGGGGGUUGCGAGAUCGUGAUUUGAUCGAAAAGACGUGAGCAGCCGGUCUCGGCCUGGCGUUCAGGACCCCUUUUUUUUUUUUUUUUUACAUAAACAGGGCCAGGGCACGCCGUUGGUGUUGACCCCAUCGACAAACCGACAAAGGCCUCGCCUGCUCCAUGCUCAGUCUCCGCACCCCAGCUUUUGGUGGUGACCAUCCCUGUCAGCACCCCGGAUCCCCAGAUGGGAGCGGGGCAGGCCUGCCGGUCAUCCACAAGGGCCGGAAGGGUCCGGGAAAAAAAGACCGGACCCACGGUUCGUCCGGAUCUGAGUGUUGACAAGAGACAAAACAGAGACAGUUUUCACCGGUGAGAUUUGCUGUGAAACCUAUGAUGGACACUGUCAGGAUGCCACGCAUGGGAUUGUUCUUCGUGAUCCGGGACAAGCGGCAGCAAUGCGGCGGCAGAGGGUUGGAGUGGCGCUUUGCGGGAGUUUCUGACACUUGAAGAGAGCUGCCACGCCGAAUGGGAAAUUGGAUUUGAUAGCGACUGUUUAAGGUUGGGUUGCGUGGGGGGUGCUUUGCGAUGGUGGUUGGAGGCCGUUGAUGAGAGUCAAGAGGGGGACUCAAGAGGUUAACAAAGUCGAGUUAAGUCUCCUGAGAAAUUGAUACGAUAGCACUCGACUGCAUGAUUUGUGUAACCGCGCCAUAUGUUGUGUCUCUGUCGUUUGGAAGCAAAAAGCAAAUUGUUCGAAGCGAAGGUCCAGUGCCGGCCCCAGUUUUUGAUCUUAUCAGAUCUCCCCUUUGCUAUGAUAUGCAUGGAGAUUGUUGCAGCCAGUCCGCUGACUAACAACCACAGCAGGAUCUUAAAGUCAGUAUCAUAUCGACAAGUAAACAACUCACCAACCCAUCAAUGGGUGUUUGCUGGCAGUUGACCUCGACGCUGAUCAGUCGCCGGGCCGUGCCCUCCCACCGACAAGCACCGGGCGCAAACCCCACCAGGUCCGUCAGAAGUCCCGUUGGAAACUCAAUUGCCAGUUGGCUUCCGGGUUAUCCAGAGGGCCAUCACCGUGCUUGGUACCAUGGAUCAAGAGGUCAAAGACAACAGCAGCCAAGCACCGUCUGCAGGGGGGAGAGCGGCAGGCAGUGAGUGAGUGGGUGACAGACAGUGCUCUGAAAUGGCAGAUGGCCCCGCUGACGGGACACCUAACGGGCAGGGGCACAGCUUUUGGCUAUUACUUGAAGCAAAGAAAGCCACCUUAGCUACGAUAAUACUCGGCAGUGUAUAGUAUAGCUUGAGCUCAAAAAGACUCGGUACCUGUCUGAAUCCAUCACCGCUUCUGCUUACAAUCCAACCCUUUCGGAAGCGACCGUUGCUAGCUGCGACGCUACGGACUGAGCCAAGCACUGUUUCGGGUCGGCAGCCUGCCAAGAUCACGGCGUUUGCUCCCAAAGAGCUGUGCCCUGCUCCUACUCCCGCCGCCUCCGCCCUGGCUUCGUGGGACUCGCUCUCACCCCAAAGGACCCCAACAAGUGCCCCAAAGAGAGGACCCUGACAAGGAGCCCCAUCCAGACCCCGACCCGACCGACGAACGAGAACGUCACAAGAGACAGCCUCCAUCUGGAUUUGUUUGCGCCUCGAUAAUAAGAAGCCCUCCUUUGCCUCCCGGCUCCGUUUUCCCUGUUCCUGUUCCCGUCUUGUCCGGCUUGCGGCUGCUGGCGACUUGAGAUCGCGAAAGUCACUGGUAUGCCCUUUUUGUCCACCUUCGUCAUGCGAAGAAGCAAUGCGGGCUCACACUCAUCCACCCUCAUCAGACCGCUCCGGGGGACUCCCGUUUCCUGACUUUGGCCCUCAGAGAAGCUUUCUCAUCCUCGACGAGCCACCACCGCCACCGACGACGACGACGACCGCCGAGGAGGGUGGUCCGCGAGACUCGAUCGCUUCGAUUGUUGACGACCCGUUUUUCUUUGGCUACCACAGCACCACCGCGAAUACUACCUCUGCUGUUGCUGCUGCUGCCACAGCCACCCCCGGCAUCCCUGGCGCGCUAACGACGAGUGCCGGCCACCGCAAUGAAGAGCGCCAGCCGUGGAUUCCUCCAAGGAAAGAUUCACUGAAAGACAUCGGUCCUACACCUUGGUUCGAUCGCAACAAACCAGCCAUGGAGGCCAUCAACAUCGCCAUUAUCGGCGUCGAAGGCGUGGGGAAGUCGGCUUUCGUCCAGCGAACGAUACGUUCCACGCGACCGCCGACACAGAACAUGAUCACAUUCAGGCAUGUGCUCGACGGGACGCAGUACUCAGUCACCCUGGUCGAGCUCGAUCUUGAGGGUUUCGAACUGGACCCCCGACAACCAAUACAGUGGCCGAAGCAGGUCGCCGGUCACAUGGUGCCACGAAUAGAUGGCGCCCUGAUCCUGUACGACGUUACCAACAAGGAGAGCGUGCGAGGGCUGGAUUCCACCAUGGCUGCGCUGACCAACUCUUCCCUGCCGACGGUUCUCGCCGCCACAAAAUGCGACGCCCCCGACGAAGCCCGCCAGAUCGACGUGGCAGAUGUUGCUUCUGCCUUUCCCACCUGUGCCGGUCACUUCAGAACGUCUUUCAACGUGCCGGGAAGCGCUCAGGACUGUCUCCAGGCUGCUUUAAAGGCCGCGUUGGCUAACAAGCGAGGAGAACAACCGGAAGGAUCGAUGACCAGAAGACGCGCUGCCUCGGCGAGUCUGGAUACCCCUCAAGAAAUGAUCAACGGAAGGCCAAUCAGCCAACACAGUAAACACAGCAGGGCAAGCUCCGACCUAUCACUCUUGCGGGGUUUCCCACCGCCCCCAAACGAGAGUCACUACAGGCCCCAGGCUUCGAGGUCGCCCAGACUAGACUAUUCUUCUGUUGCUCAGCACAGCAACUCAAAUUUGGGCUUGGCCGUUCCCGAAGACGGCCCGCAAACGACAGUGUCAGCCAUGCUUCGUCAACCAGGCAUUCGACUGGACAGCGGCGCCGAGUCGUUCUUAGAUGUGUCUGAAUCCGACGGAGAAUCGUAUCGGUAUUCGGACGACAUACCAAUACUGCAGCGCAACAAUGAGAACUUUUUGGACAGGUCAGCCAAGGUGGCGGGAGUGAGUUUCGACGACCUUGUCGACAGGCUUGUCGCGCCCAAGAUGGCAAAGGCGGACCAAAACUUUACCGAUAUCUUUUUGUGCCUGUAUCGAAAAUUUGCCGCGCCUUCCGAGCUGCUAAACGCGAUUCGGGCUCGUCUCGACGAGUUGAAGGAAGACAAGACGACGCACAUUCUGAUCAAGGCGGAGGCUCAGGCGCGGCUGGUCGAGUCUGUGGCGAAGUGGGUGUCGUUGUAUCCUGGGGACUUUGCCAGGCCGGCAACGAAACGAAGUCUGGAAGAGAUGGUCGGAGAAUUAUCUUUGGAUCCGCUGUUUGUCACGGCUGCCCAGCAGGUGCGUGUUCACCUGGAACACAAGGUGGUCGAGGACGACGACACGGGCUGGGGAAAAUCAGACCCAAUAGACGAGACAGACAACAUGUUUGAAGGUCUGAGCCGACCACACACGGGCAUCACGGGAUCGAUGAACUCGCUCCAACUCGACGACCCCAGCAACCCCCCCUCCAGCCACCACCGACGCCCCUCCCAGAGCUCAGAGAGAUCGGGGUCAGAUAUUCAUGGUCGGACAACGGCCCGGUAUCAACACCACACGCUGGAAGACUACGAGCGCGAAGCGGCCACGCUGGUGCCGAUGCCCUCAUUGGCGCUCAACAAGUUCCGCUGGCACCAGUUCAUGGAGCUCGACACAGAGGAGAUUGCCGACGAGAUCACAAGGAUAGACUGGGUCAUGUUCAGCUCGAUCCGGAUCCGGGAUUUGGUUCGCGACGUCUCGCUGAACCGAGAACAAAAAGAAAAGUGCAAAAGCCUCAAGAACGUCAACAGGAUGAUAUCCCACUUUAACCACAUUGCCAAAUGGGUCGCCAACAUGAUUUUGAUCAGAGAUAAAGCCAAGCACCGGGCUCCGUGUCUGGAAAAGUUUAUGCUGAUUGCCUUGAAGCUGAGGCAAAUGAAUAACUACAACGGUCUGGCGGCCGUGCUGGCGGGGAUCAACGGCACGGCGAUCCACCGGCUGUCGCAGACGAGGCAGCUUGUCAGCGCGGAGACGCAAAAGAGGUUUGCGAGGUUGGUGUUGCUGAUGGGGACGCAGAAGAGCCAUUUCGCGUACCGGUUGGCGUGGGAGAAUUCGCCGCUGCCGAGGAUCCCGUUUAUGCCGCUGCACAGACGGGAUUUGGUGAGUGCUGAGGAGGGGAGCAAGACGUUUGUGGGGGAGGGGGGGAGGAGGAUCAACUGGAAGAAGUUUGAGGUUUUGGGGGAGGUGUUGCUGCCCAUCAUGAAGAGUCAGGGGAUGCCGUACGGUGUCGGGGAGGGGGGGGGGGGAGGGAGGGGGGAGGUGAGGGAGUUGAUUUUGGAUGGGAAGUUGAUGGAGGAUGAGGAGGAUAUAUAUCAACGAUCCAUCCAGGUCGAGGCCAGCAGCGCGGCCGGCGCUGCGGGGGCGGGGGCGGGGGAGGGCAGCACGAAGAAAAAGUUCCCCUGGAAGAGGGGGUUUAGUGGGGGGUGGAGGAGGUUGUCUUCUACUACUACUACUACUACUACUACUACUAUUAUUACUACUACUGCUGCUGCUGCUACUACUACCACUACAACGACAACAGAUGAAGAGGGGGAGCACCGGGAGGAGCAACAAGAGACGGAAGAAACUGGUGGUGGUGGCGGUAAGGCGAGACCGCACAGCUUGGGGACCGUGGAGGAGAAGAAGCCAAAUAAGAAGAUGGCGGGGGACUACCCGGAGGUGUUGAGGAAGUUUAGCUUGCCGCUGAGUGUGCAGGGGAUUGGGAGCAUGGGGUUGGGGUUUCCCAUGCCGUAG
Podospora bellae-mahoneyi is the source of this 5029-nucleotide messenger RNA. RefSeq lists its product as uncharacterized. Gene Ontology annotation, cellular component: plasma membrane. The record is from RefSeq and is a predicted model, not a curated record. Lineage: Eukaryota; Fungi; Ascomycota; Sordariomycetes; Sordariales; Podosporaceae. The transcript has 6 exons. Gene Ontology annotation, biological process: positive regulation of GTPase activity; Ras protein signal transduction. Bases 1895 to 5029 code for a protein of 1044 amino acids. Gene Ontology annotation, molecular function: guanyl-nucleotide exchange factor activity.